Molecule: messenger RNA, 2851 nt
Organism: Dinoponera quadriceps
Lineage: Eukaryota; Metazoa; Arthropoda; Insecta; Hymenoptera; Formicidae
Product: hemicentin-1-like
Exons: 13
Coding region: 302-2374 (690 amino acids)
Biological process (GO): cell-cell adhesion
Cellular component (GO): cell-cell junction
Molecular function (GO): cell adhesion molecule binding
Source: RefSeq, a predicted model, not a curated record
CCGCGCAGCUUCCUACUUUCUCUCUCCAACUAUCUCCAUCUCUCCCCUCGUUGUCUCCAUUCGUCGUCUGUCAGUUCGCAAAAGCCCCCGUCGUGACAAACCACCUGCGUCGCGCGGAUAAUUCACCGGUCCGGCGCGUAACGACUCCGUGCGAAAUACCCGGACGAGAGUGGAGCGAGGAGUCACGUGGCGAUCGCGUGGACAACGCGGGACGAUCGAGGGUGACCGUCGUCGAGAGAAAGAGAGUGAAGGAUCCCCGCUUCCGGAUCCUCGUUGGAUGUAGAGGAACCGAGGAGGAAUCAUGACGAGGACGACUCGCCGAUUUCUACUCCUGCUGCUGCAGACGCUUAUUGGCGUGUGCCGUGGCAUCCAGCAGUUCGAAGAGAUGCCGCAGUAUACCGAGGUGAAUCCCGGCCAGGACGCGAAGCUGGUGUGUCGGGUCCUUGGGAAGAGAGGACAAUGCAUUUGGCAGAAGGAUCAGAAGCCGAUAGGCAUGCACCUGAAGAAAUACGAGUGGGUGGGCUCGCCGGACAUCGGCGACUGCUCGUUAUGGGUGCGAUCCGCCACGCUCGAGUUCGACGACGGGCUCUGGCAGUGCCAGGUGACCGCGAGUGAUUUCACGACGCAGGACGCGUUAGCAUCCGAACCGGCGAGGCUGGUCGUCAGAGUCAGCCCUCAGCGACCGCAGAUAGAGUACGCCGACCGUCUAAUUCUCCCCGGCAGCAACGUGACAGCCCGAGCAGGUGAGAUCGCUACGCUCACUUGCAGAGCGCGGUAUGGGAAUCCUUCGCCUCUAAUUAAAUGGUACGUGGGCGAGACCGAGCUGAGGACGUUGCGGCCGCAGGUAAACUCGACCGAGAUAGAUAAUCCGCGCACUUGGGCGACCUACAGUGUUUGCGAGAUUCUGGCCGAGCGAUCACGUUACGGCCAGCCGAUCAGAUGCGUCGCCAUCCAUCCGGCAUACGCCAAUCCCACCAUGUCCUCCAGCAUCGAAGUGAGGUUCGACGUGCGAUACGCGCCGGAGACGAGAUUAGUCGGCGUCCCGACUGGCCAGCUGGAGGAGGGCCGCGAUCAAUUGGAGAUCCGAUGUCUCGCCGACGCCAAUCCGCCAGCCUCGAUCCUCUGGAGGAAAACGAAAAGCCCCGGCGUGACGGAGGUGGCCAGUAUCGGCGAGACCCUGCUGUUCUCACCGAUUUACAGAAACCACGCGGCCGUUUACCUCUGCGAGGCGUCGAACAUCGAAGGCGAGAGCAGCCCGGUGUCGGUGCAGGUGUCCGUAAACUAUCCGCCAACGAUCAGCGCGGUUGGACCGGACCGCUUGACCACAGCGUUGCUGUAUUCCGGUGCGUCCUUCGAGUGCCACGCUGACGCCAUGCCGCCGGCCGAGUACAGAUGGGCGCAGGUAUUCACGGACGGCCGGAUGCCAUUGGAAUGCGGCACGGGGCAGCGAUUGAUCCUGACGAACGUGACGUACGAGCAACAGGGCCAAUACAUAUGUCUCGCCUCCAACAAGAUCAAUGGGAACGUCAGAGAAGUUAAAAGCGACCCUGUGUCCCUGCAAGUGGUCGGCGCGCCACGGGUGGUGAAGCCGGCCAUCACGGAGAAGUUCGUCGUGGCGACGACGGAGGGUAGCCCGGCCAGAUUAGAGAUCAGACUGUGCUCCGACCCGAAGCCGCGGCUCGUAGCUUGGGAAUGGGGCAGCACCAGACUGCACGCCGGUGAGGUUCUGGAGCCGCGCUACCGCGCGCUCGACCUGGAACCGUUGGCUUCGGAGGACUGUUACAUAGCGAUCUUGGAGCUGACGAGCACGGUGAAAGAGGAUCAAAGGCUGUAUCACGUCAUCGUGGAGAACGACCGUGGCAGUGAUAGGCGUGCGCUCAUGCUGAGAGUCGAUGAGCCUGGUCAGAUCCCGCUCGUUAUCGGCGCCGUAGCCGGAUUCACGGUGCUCUCGGUACUGAUAAUGGGAUUCGUUUGUUUCCUACGUUCGGAUAGGUGCUGCGUGGCCAGAAACACGGUGCCGGCGCUGCAGCAAGUGCAUUGUACAAAGGCUUCCAACGCGAUGAUAGAGGAUCCACGCUUGGCGGUGGAUACGAUGGAGCGUACGAGUCAGCAGUUCGUCCCGGAGAAGCGAGCCAAUCACGUUCUGAAGCCCGUCCCGUCGCAGCAAUACCAGCAGGAGUGCUAUCAGCAUGACCCGCAACACCAGCAACAACAUUAUCAGAGGCAUCAUCAUCAUGGGCAGCCUCACGGACAAUACACGUUGCAGGGGGAGCAGCUGUUUCUCAAACCCGAUCGCUUAGCGACGUUGAAGCCGCAUUUCAAGAGCGAGAAGCCGCCGCAAUACACGACAUUCAAGCCGAACUCGAACAACUGAGGGGACUUUACUGCGUUUAUUUUAUAUCGAUAUACACGCAGAUGUGAGAAUGAGAGAGAGAGAGAGAGAGAGAGAGAACAAGUGAGAGGUAUGGAGUGCGAAAGUGAGAUAGCGUAAGAGCGAAUGAGAGAAGAAUGAAAAAGCGAAGUGGCACGAAAUCAAAUACGAAAGCUGUAGAUCUACUUCUAUCAUCGUCGAUUAUUACGUGUAUGGAAUAUAAUUUAGGAGAAGAGCGUGUACACACAUACACACGUACAAACGCACACGAUAUAUGCAUGUAAUAAUUACGAACGACUCGAAACGAGCGAAUCCGUCGUGACGACGAGAUUUCUCGCGAAAUAUACUGCCGAACAGAUUCUUCUAAAAUAAGACGCACCGAUCAACGCGAUCCCCAGAACCAAUCAAAACGAGAACUACGCGAGGCGUUCGUUUGUAACGCUCACAGGCGAAUUUUAAUAAAGCAAUGAUUUUCACCAA